AUGCUGGCACGUUCCCUUCUGCGCGUGCCCAACCGGGCCAUCGCACGCCAGUCACUCGGCAAGUCCACGCGUGCCUCUUCCACCGCCGCCGGCGCCGAAUCCGCCAGCUCCCCCUUCCACCUCACCCUCACUGCCUCGCUCGCAACCGCCGCGGCUGCCGGUUCCGCCGCCUGGUACUACCAUCUUUAUGGCCAGGAAGCCUUCGCCUCUACACCUGCUGAGGAGGGUCUGCACCCUACCCAGUACCCUUGGGUUCACCAGCGCUUCAACAAGACCUUCGACCACGCCGCUCUUCGCCGUGGUUUCCAGGUCUACCGUGAAGUUUGCGCCAGCUGCCACUCCCUGACCCGUGUCCCGUGGCGUUCGUUCGUUGGUGUCAUGCACACCGUCGAUGAGAUGAAGACCAUGGCCGAGGAGAACGAGUACGACACCGAGCCCAACGACCAGGGCGAUAUCGAGCAGCGCCCCGGAAAGCUUUCCGAUUAUAUCCCCGCUCCCUACAAGAACGACGAGGCUGCCCGUGCCGCCAACGCCGGUGCUCUGCCCCCUGAUCUGAGCUUGAUCGUCAAGGGCCGUCACGGUGGCUGCGACUACAUCUUCAACCUUCUGACCGGUUACCCCGAUGAGGCUCCUGCCGGUGCUGCCGUCGCCGAGGGCAUGAACUUCAACCCCUACUUCCCCGGUACCGGUAUCGCCAUGGGCCGUGUCCUGUUCGACGGUGUUGUUGAGUACGAGGAUGGCACCCCCGCCACCACCUCCCAGAUGGCCAAGGAUGUUGUUGAGUUCCUCAACUGGGCCGCCGAGCCCGAGAUGGACGACCGCAAGAAGAUGGGUGUCAAGGCCAUCGCUGUCCUGUCCGGUCUGUUCGCCAUCAGUGUCUGGGUCAAGCGCUACAAGUGGGCCCCCAUCAAGUCCAGAAAGAUCGUGUACAGCCCCCCCUAUUGGACCCCGCCGCUAAACAUGAUGGCCGAAUGGCCUGUAUGA
This is a messenger RNA of Penicillium cosmopolitanum, 984 nucleotides long. RefSeq names its product ubiquinol--cytochrome-c reductase catalytic subunit CYT1. Gene Ontology annotation, biological process: mitochondrial electron transport, ubiquinol to cytochrome c. The transcript has 5 exons. NCBI's taxonomy places the organism in Eukaryota, Fungi, Ascomycota, Eurotiomycetes, Eurotiales, Aspergillaceae. The record is from RefSeq and is a predicted model, not a curated record. Gene Ontology annotation, molecular function: electron transfer activity; heme binding. Bases 1 to 984 code for a protein of 327 amino acids.